Molecule: messenger RNA, 2429 nt
Organism: Mercenaria mercenaria
Lineage: Eukaryota; Metazoa; Mollusca; Bivalvia; Venerida; Veneridae
Exons: 7
Coding region: 1-2388 (795 amino acids)
Source: RefSeq, a predicted model, not a curated record
AUGGACGGAAACAAUGAUUUGCCGCCUGAAGAGCGACCAAAUGUUGUAAUAGAUGCUGAAGACUGUAUCCAAAUUCUGCAUUUAUUGGUUUUGAUGUACGUAGGCAGACAAAGAAUCGUUCUAACACAUAGAGCAAUGCGAUUCCCGUUACUAAGGUACCUCACGUUUCGGAACUUUCCCAGACGGGGCCUUCCGGAUAUCCGUGAUUUCGUCAACGCUGGUUUUUAUUAUGCAGGAAAUGGUGACACUGUUUUUUGCCAUCGGUGUGGUUUUAGUAAAGGUAACUGGGUUGCAACAGACAGUCCUUUUGAAAUUUAUCGUCGGCAUGCUCCUCUUUGUAUUUUUUACCAAAAUAACAACGUCGUGAAUUUUCACUCCGUCUUCAAUCUUCCUAGAACUAGAGAAACAGCUCGAACAGUAAAUAGAGAGAACUUGCGUGGUCCAUAUCCUGAAUCAAAUGAAGUCAGUUUCGAAGAGCAAACGAUUGAGCAAACUGAACUACCUAUAGCUAACCUACCAGGAUACGAAGGGGGCGUUCCUAGACGGGUAUUCCCAGAAACUUCUUCUAUUUUACAGGCUGGGACAAACUCUUUUGCUAACGAUAUGGGUGUUCACAUUAGGCAAAUUAGAUCAAUGUAUUCACGUAGGUCGGAUAUCGCCGACCCGAUAAACGAAAGUCUAUUUCAUGGAUUUUCGCAUUAUGAUCACAUGAGAAGUGUACAAAAUACUGAUUAUGAACAAGGGAUGGAUAAUGAAAUGCUCGCUGUCAUAGAAGAUAGUUUAGAUUCAAACAAUAACAAUACCGAAAGCAAUGUAGCACAAAAUUUCAAUAUUUUUUGGACAAAUCAGACAGAUCAAAAUGAAACAGCAAGAAAGGUGCCAGUUGGUUUUGAAAAUGAGACUUCGAUUGCACAUUUUACGGUACCAUCUCCUGAAGAUUUUGCAUCAGGUAACCCAAAUGCUUCUUUGGCAUACAAGUACGAAUGUUUUCCGCAUAGAAUAGAUCAAACAGCAUCCGAUUCGGAAGAUAUAUCGACUAUGUUUGUAGACUUUUCAGAUGAUUCUAUACAACGUUGUUGUAGUUCAGACGAUGACAAUCAGUUCAUAAAAAUCAUAGAGGAUCCAUCCAUGGUACCAGAAAGGUCAGCUUUUGAUAACCAUGGCUCAUGUGCACAGGAACUAGUUCAAAUAUCAACUAACUCGAAAGAGGAUGACAAAGUGGGAAACUUAGGCAAAGGAAGUCUGCAAACUUAUCAACAAAGCAUUACAAUGGGUAGUAACGAGAACAGUGAUAUGCGUGUCGCAAGAAAUCAACAGAUCUUGCAAAAGACAACUCUUGUUAAUGACAAAGCUGAAAUAAAUACUCAGCACUCAGAACAACAAUUGAAUGGUGAAAGCAACAUCGGUUAUAGCUGUAUUGACGAACAUGAAGAUGUAGACCAAAUAAACCAUAGCAGUGUUAGCGAUAUAGAUGAUGAUGCCAGUUCAAAUACAGAGAACAGACCUGAAAUCUGCGAGCAUCACCAAGCAAAUGAUGUAAUUUCACACGAAAUUAAUUCAAAAGAGUCUAAUGCUGAAAUUAGUGGAAUUCCAUUUUCAAGAGCGAUUGCAUUGCCCCUUGAACAAGACGAAACACCAAAGACAACUUUAGCAGAAACGGAUUCACAAGAUGCAAGAGAAAGCGCAGAGCAAAGGAACGAAAUAUUGGCAAGUGACAACGUAUUUACUGGUCAACCUGAUCAAGACGAAAUUCAAAAGAAAAUAAACAGCACCUCUGAAGCAAACAUGACAAAUCCCGACAGUGAAAUGGCCGUGUCAAACAAAGAUAUCACAAAUGGAGAAGAAUGUUCAGCAGCAGAUGAAGCGUCAGAAAUUAUUUGUAAUACCAACGCUACUAAUCAUGAGGUUCGUACAACAGAGAAAGAAAACAUAUCUGUUGUUGAUACAUGCACAGGAAACCCAGACCACUUACCAGGCAACUUCCACGCUCAACAAUCAUUCAACAAAGAAAUGUAUAGGAAAAACAUUCCAACAACUAUUGCAGGACCUGGAAGUAAAUCAACUAAUUGGACUGAACCUAAACCUGAAGUUCUAUCAGAAAAGAAAAUGGGCGAAACGGUCGUCAAAAUACGCCAAGGAAAUCAAAAUGAUACAGGACUCAGAUUCCAUUUAACACACUGUGUGGAUAAUAGAAUAGAUAGGACAGAAGAGGACACUCCAACAUCUAUUGUGAACGAAGACCUCACGAAAUUUGAAGAUAUGUCUACUUGUUCAUAUACGACAGACUUUGCUGACAGGGAGCCGGAUUCUGGACAAUCCUUUGAAAUGAAAAAAGGCAUGUGUGCAGAUUUUAUACAUUACUAUUUAGGUUAUCAUAUACUAGUAUAGUUUGUAAAUGCAAGUGGAUAUCUUUCUUCAGAAAAUAGUUU